Cataglyphis hispanica is the source of this 640-nucleotide messenger RNA. RefSeq names its product FAU ubiquitin-like and ribosomal protein S30 (gene RpS30). The coding region runs from base 168 to 575 and encodes 135 amino acids. Gene Ontology annotation, cellular component: ribosome; cytosolic small ribosomal subunit. Gene Ontology annotation, molecular function: structural constituent of ribosome. NCBI's taxonomy places the organism in Eukaryota, Metazoa, Arthropoda, Insecta, Hymenoptera, Formicidae. Gene Ontology annotation, biological process: translation. The transcript has 5 exons. The record is from RefSeq and is a predicted model, not a curated record.
ACAGCAGCCAAUCAACUUUCACUUUUUGCGGUAUCUUCUUGCCACAUCCUACAUUGUGUGCAGGAACUAAUACAUACAUUAGCUGCGUAGCCCUCGUUCGUAAAGCAUUAAUAUUCUCUCUUUUCCCUUCUUGCGUAUCUUCGACGAGAGUUUUUGAUACAAAAAAAAUGUCAAACGCCAUGCAGCUUCAUAUUCGUGGACAGGAGACAACUGUCAUUAAUUGUGUGGAGAAUGAAUGUAUACAACACAUAAAGAAAAGAAUUGCAUGUCUUCAUGGUAUCGAAGAUGAAUUUCACCUUUAUUGCAAUGGAAGUUUAUUAACAAAUGAAGCUUGUGUUGGUGAACUGCCAUCAAACGUACUUGAUUUGACUGUGCCUUUACAAGGAGGUAAGGUUCACGGUUCUUUGGCACGUGCUGGCAAAGUAAAGGCUCAAACACCUAAAGUUGAAAAACAAGAGAAAAGUAAAAAGAAGACUGGCCGUGCUAAACGACGCAUCCAGUAUAAUCGUAGAUUCGUCAACGUCGUCCAAACCUUCGGCCGCCGACGUGGACCUAAUGCUAAUACAAACACAUAAAAAAAAUGUAUAUUAUUUCUUAUAAUAAAUUCAAAUAAAAUGUCAUAUGAUUGACAUAUCUUAAA